This is a messenger RNA of Dacryopinax primogenitus, 541 nucleotides long. RefSeq lists its product as uncharacterized. The transcript has a single exon. Lineage: Eukaryota; Fungi; Basidiomycota; Dacrymycetes; Dacrymycetales; Dacrymycetaceae. The record is from RefSeq and is a predicted model, not a curated record. The coding region runs from base 127 to 402 and encodes 91 amino acids.
AGGGAUCUGAGCGGUCCAGCGGUGCCUUCAGCGGUUCAGCUCGAGAAGUCGAGUAGCGGUCGCAGCAUCUCGUGCAGAUGGUCCAGCAACGAUUGGUACCGCAAGGCAGAACCCAGCUAGACAGGCAUGUCAAAUACACGCAAGCUGAGUGGACCGAUAGCGUUGAGUUACAGCAGAUACGUCCAUUUGCCUAGCAGAAGUUCUGUAGCCGAAGAAGACACGGGAACUCUGAGAAGUGAGCAGGGGGCCAGCAAGAAGCACAGAGGGCGAACGCCGUCGCGCCACUCACGGUCGGCAUUCUCCGUGGGUAUCACGCGCUCCCUCCCUCGGCAAAUCGGGAAACAGGGUCUUCCACAAGAUCAGUUCUCAAGCCGCUUUUUGCUCGCACGUUUGUUCGAAUAAACCGGCGUUGAACCCCAACCUUUUUUUUCCUGUUACUCUCGGGGGUCUGGCUGAAGUUCAUUAUUCAUUGCGAAGAGCCCAGACUCCUGCCUUUGCUGGCUUUGCGUCAGAUAAGAUGUUUAAUAGAGUCCCGACUUCC